Molecule: messenger RNA, 1919 nt
Organism: Lolium rigidum
Lineage: Eukaryota; Viridiplantae; Streptophyta; Magnoliopsida; Poales; Poaceae
Product: protein PRRC2C-like
Exons: 4
Coding region: 138-1505 (455 amino acids)
Source: RefSeq, a predicted model, not a curated record
GUCCAGUGUCCACCCACUGCAGCUGCUCCCCCAACCCCACGGGCUCCCUCCGAUAAACCCUAGCUUCUUCCUCCUCGGGCCGGACCCGCCGACCCGCUGGCCGCCAGGUUGAUUAGCUGCAGUUUCGCAGAGGCACCAUGCCUGCUGGUGACAACCCACACUCAAUUUCGGAGAAAAAGGCAGCAUUGAGGGAGUCACCUAAGCAGUCCAAGAAUGCUGCUGUUAAUCACCAAGCCAGAGCUCCUCCUUUUCCUAAAGACAAAGCUGCUGAGACCGUUGGCAUCAAGAGGCCACAACCUAAUGGCCCCUUGAGCCCAGCCAAUCAUUAUGCACCAGGAAACCCAGGGGCAAAUGGUCAUCUUGUAUAUGUGCGCAGGAAGGUUGAAACCGACCAAAGCAAAGGGGGCGCUACUUCUGGAGCAGAAAGCGCUAAUUCUCUGAGCUCGAAGAAACCUGGUAUAUGUGGACCGCAAGAACAAAGUUUGAAGCGUCAGAGCAGUGUGCCUAAUACUCAAUCAGCUCCUGUUUCUGCAUCUCCUGCUGCAUCUGCUUCCAUCCCUGCUUUGCACUCUGCAAGUUUGCCGGCUAACCUUUCUUUUGGGAAGCAAUCUCCAGGAAAGGUUUCCGCUCAGCCUAGUGUUGCUGUGACUGCUAGUCCGCCACAGCGCAAUAUUGUGUCUACUGGAAUGCCUCAGAAUUUCACAGCUGCUAAUACUUCUAGUCUGCCGCAGUGCAAUAUUGUGUCUACUACAAUGCCUCAGAACUUCACAGCUGCUAAUAAUUCUAGUCUGCCGCAGCGAACUGUUCUGUCUACUGCAAUGCCUCAGAACUUUACAGCUGCUAACACUUCUAGUCCGCCUCAGUCCACUAUUGUGUCUAUUGCAAUGCCUCAGAACUUGACAGCUGCUAACACUGCUAGUCCGCCUCAGCGCAAUGUUUUGUCUACUGCAAUGCCUCAAAACUUUACAGCUGCUAACACUGCUAGUCCACCUCAGCGCAAUGCUGUGUCUACUGCAAUGCCUCGGAACUUUACAGCUGCUAAUACUGCUAGUCCAACACACCGCAAUGUUGUGUCUGCCGCAGUGCCUCAGAACUUUACAACUGUUAGUAUGGCACAUUGUAAUGUUGCGGCUACUAGUACAGCGUCUCGUGAUGCUGUACUUACUACUACAACACGUAGUCCGGCCAGUUUGCAAAGAUCAAGCAAUCAAGAUUGGAAAGAGAGGUUUAUCCGGUUGCAGGAAUUCUUGAAAAACAAUGAGCAAUCAGGACAGGAAGAAUAUAUUCGCAUGCUCCACUCUUUGUCAUCUGUUGGCCGGAGCAAGCAUGCAAUUGAGCUGGAGAAACGAGCAGUCAAUCUCUUGAUUGAAGAAGGGAAGGAGCUACAGAAGAUGAAAUCUCUGAAUGUACUUGGCAAGCUUCCACCCGCUGAUCAUCCAUCAGUACCAACACAGCCCACAUUUGCUAUGCGCCUGCCAUUCCAGCCAUUCCCACCCCGCCGUUGAAACGAGCGAAACUAAAUGUCUCUGCAUAAAGUUCCUGACGGGCUUUUGCCAUCUGAAUGCUGCAAUAUGGUUGACAUUCUUCCCUUCUCGAGAAUAAGUUGAUAUGCAUACCUCGGAGGCUUGAUGUAGCUCAACCGACCCACUCCGGGAGUGCAAAGAGCGUGUGAUUGUAGCACACGAGUGCUGUAAAGAAGGGACUAAUCUAAUGUAACUUAUGAACUCCAAAUAGACCUGCUUAGACUGGUAUCCCAGGCCAUUGCCCAGUUACACUGAACAAUGGUGCAUGUGAUUCUCAAACCACCCUAAUCUCUGCCCAGUAUAUUCAACUAGUUGCUUUGCUGCACUGACGUAGUCUGUACCACUAUUAUUUGUGCGUGUGUCUGGUGCAUAUUGUUUAAUUGCACGGUGGCGUCA